CUAGCACUCGACUUCCAGAGUGUCUUCUUGGUCUAGAAUAUCCUAGAUUUGCAACGUAGAAGCAUGAUCGAUGUAUAUAUAGGAAGGAAGGUAGACUUGUGUAUGUGUGUGAGGGUUGGUGUGUGAGGAGUAGAAUGGGAAGGAGGCCUUGUUGCUCUAAAGAGGGACUGAAUAGAGGGGCAUGGUCGGCAUGGGAAGAUAAGAUCCUCCGUGAUUACAUCAAAACCCAUGGUGAAGGCAAAUGGAGAGAUCUUCCAAAAAGAGCAGGAUUGAAACGCUGCGGAAAGAGUUGUCGUCUCAGAUGGUUGAAUUAUUUAAGGCCUGAUAUCAAGAGAGGUAAUAUAUCUCAUGAUGAGGAGGAUCUCAUCAUCAAGCUCCACAAGCUCCUUGGAAACCGUUGGUCCCUCAUAGCGGGCAGAUUGCCAGGGCGAACAGACAAUGAAAUCAAGAACUAUUGGAACACAAAUCUUAGAAAGAAAGUGAAAUCCCAACAAUCUAACUUGGAGAAAUGUAUCGACAAAUCCAAAGCCAAUAAGGCUCCGAAAGGAGACUCGGUGGAAGCAGCUGCAAGGGUCGAUGACCAAUUCCAUCCGGUGAUCCGAACCAAAGCAGUGAGAUGCACCAAGGUCUAUCUCCCCUUGCAACAAGAUGAUAUGGUGGCUGACCACAGCUUGGAACCUAUGUGCAAUGACAGCCCAUCCAAAUGGGUCCCUCAGGAUGGUGACCCUUCCAACAUUUUGAUUGAUUUCGAUAUGAAAGAGCUUGUGUUGAGAUUCGAAGAUGAUUUCUUUCAACCUUGUGUCCAAGAUUGCCAAAACAGUGGCAACUCUGCUGAUGGCAAUGUUGGGGGGGGUUCAAUUUGGUCCAAUGAAGCCAUGCAGGAGGAUUGGAGGGGAAGGGUUAUCCAAGAACCUAAUGUGGCCUCCAAGCUAAGAACUUUGGCUACUUUUUUAGAUUCUGAGGAGGAAUGGCAGGAAAAAUAAUGGAGAAAUUAAGGUCUCUCAGGGGAGGAUUGUAUUAUUUGUACAUGUCUGAUGCAUAUAAACAUGUCUCUGUUCAUGUGACAGCACUCACUUUCAUGUCAUCGUAGCUGAAGAUUCCAAGAAGAAAACCGUAUCUCCUGCUGUCGGUCAUGCCAAGUGGUGAAGCAUGCUUCAUAGACAAAGGGAAAAUGUCUGUUUUGUUUUAGUUCGUGUGUUAGUACUUUUCUUUUGUCCAUUAUAAUCUAAGCUCAUCAAUCUCGUGCUUAUUAUCAAA
This is a messenger RNA of Elaeis guineensis (African oil palm), 1257 nucleotides long. RefSeq names its product transcription factor MYB1. Lineage: Eukaryota; Viridiplantae; Streptophyta; Magnoliopsida; Arecales; Arecaceae. The record is from RefSeq and is a predicted model, not a curated record.